Molecule: messenger RNA, 1044 nt
Organism: Mycena indigotica
Lineage: Eukaryota; Fungi; Basidiomycota; Agaricomycetes; Agaricales; Mycenaceae
Exons: 3
Coding region: 1-1044 (347 amino acids)
Source: RefSeq, a predicted model, not a curated record
AUGCCUGGCGCUUCCUUGCCUCCCUCUAUACCGCCCAACCUCUACUCCCUGGUUGAGCGACUCGUCUCGUGCUUUGUGGCGGAAGAAACCAGGAUGCUGAAGAUGAGCGGAGAAAAAAGACACAAUCGCCAGACCUUGCUCCUCGCCGCCAGCUCAAUUCUUGACCCUCGACUGCCACCCGAGCUUGAGAGAGAAAUCUUCGAAACUGCAGCCCUCCUCCACCACAAGUCCAUCCCGCUCAUGCUGCGUGUGGCUCGUCGUGUCCUGACAUGGAUAGAGCCGUUCCUCUACCGGAAUCUCGAGCUGGGCAUGUCUUCCUCCAACGAUGAACCCGAAGCCCAGCGACUACAGACGGUGUUGGCGAAGACAGAUGAAUUCCUCUACCAUGCCGUCCGCUAUCUUAUUCUCGGCCCAUCCUUUGUGUAUCAUCUACUCACGAUAGGUGAAAACCACAGAGAAAAGCUGGCCAGUAUGCGCAACGUAGUCUACGUCGCGAUUGCAGGGAAAACCGACGCGUCGGAGGCGACGACAGCUGCAGCGAGGGGAUACCUAUUUUCAGUUUUGGAAAAUAUGCCGCUUCUCCGCCUCGCCUGCUAUGCGGAGGACAUCAUGAGCGGCGCGGCGCUCAACAAAUACGAUUCUAGGACGCUUUCUGCCCUGCCCAUCUUCCGCCGCCUCACUCAUUUCGACGUCUUCGACGAAGGCCAAUCGGUGAACUAUUCGGCUAUCCGCACCGUUCUCAUGCAGCUCCCCGCACUCACCCAUCUCGCGCUAUCCCACGACAACGCCCAAUUCGCGCAGCAAUGGCGCGUCCGGGACCUACUCGCUGGCUGCCCCAAACUGCAGGUUCUCGUGUGUCUUAGAAACCCCGACCGUCGUUUCCUCGAGCGAGAUCUGGCCCGUUUUGUCGCCAUCGAUAUUCGCCUUGUGCCAUUGAUUUACAAUCGAUGGUUUGAGGGCGCUACUCAAAGCUUGGAUGGUCAGAACUACUGGGACAGGGCGGAAGAACUCGUUGCCCAGAGGCGGGCGCAAGCUCACUGGUAG